Molecule: messenger RNA, 2121 nt
Organism: Penicillium angulare
Lineage: Eukaryota; Fungi; Ascomycota; Eurotiomycetes; Eurotiales; Aspergillaceae
Product: bifunctional molybdopterin adenylyltransferase MobB/molybdopterin molybdotransferase MoeA family protein
Exons: 4
Coding region: 1-2121 (706 amino acids)
Biological process (GO): molybdenum incorporation into molybdenum-molybdopterin complex; Mo-molybdopterin cofactor biosynthetic process
Cellular component (GO): cytoplasm; cytosol
Molecular function (GO): molybdopterin molybdotransferase activity
Source: RefSeq, a predicted model, not a curated record
AUGGAACCAAGACUAAAGGUCGCCAUAUUGAUUGUGUCGGACACGGCCUCUCAGGACCCCGCUUCUGAUAAAACAGCGGGGGCUCUGACGCCCAUCCUCACCCAGGAAGGGAAGUGGGAACCCCCCGCAAUCAGGAUCGUGCCGGACAAUGUGUUCCAGAUCCAACAAGCUGUAUGCGACUGGGCAGACGGAGAAGAUUGGUAUAACCUCAUCUUGCUGAGUGGUGGAACUGGGUUUGCAGUCAAAGAUAACACGCCUGAGGCCGUAACUCCCUUGAUCCAUCGUCAUGCCCCGGGCCUCGUCCAUGGUAUGAUCGCCGCUUCAUUGAAAGUAACACCAUUUGCGAUGAUGGCUAGACCAGUCGCUGGUGUUCGAGAUAAAUCAUUGAUUAUCACUUUACCCGGAUCCCCCAAAGGAGCCAUGGAGAACCUCGAGGCUGUUGUAAAACUUUUGCCUCAUGCCUGCAUUCAAAGUGCUGGUGCCAAUUCCCGCUCUUUGCAUGCUGGCGGCCUGAGGAAGUUAGAGAAUGAAGCUGGUGUUUCUUCUGGUAAUAACCACCAUCACCAUCACCACCAUCAUCAUCAUCAUCACGGCCACGGCCAUGCUAUGCCAAAAGCACACACUACCCAGUCAGAAAAACCCCAAUCCAAUGACCCCUCUGCGGGCCCUAACCGGCGAUACCGCUCCUCGCCCUACCCAAUGCUGUCCGUGGAAGAGGCCCUUCGCACAAUUAGCGAACAAACUCCUGCCGCAACAGUCAUUGAAGCACCUGUGAACACAUCCAUUUUUGGAUCCGUGCUUGCGGAAGAUGUCUACGCCGCCGAGAUGGUGCCCGCCUACCGCGCCAGUAUCGUUGAUGGCUAUGCUAUCAUUGCACCCAAUCCCGACGACGCCAACGCAACAACCAACGGCAUCUUCCCCGUAGCAUCAAUCACACAUGCCAAUAUCGGUGGCGCAUUAGAGCCACUCCAACCCGGCACAGUUGCUAGAAUUACCACCGGUGCCCCCCUCCCACCGAACGCCAACGCCGUAGUCAUGGUUGAAGACACUGUUCUAGCCUCCUCAACCCCAGACGGCACCGAAGAAGCCACUAUCGAGAUUUUAGCUGAGGACAUCGAACCUGGUGAGAACGUCCGCGAACCCGGUAGCGACGUUAUCCUCGGAUCCAAGAUCCUAGCCCGUGGAGACCUCAUCUCCCCCGCCGGUGGUGAAAUCGGUCUGCUAGCAGCCACAGGCACCAGAACCGUGAAGGUAUUCAAAAAGCCCCGUGUCGGCGUCCUAAGCACAGGCGACGAGCUAGUGGAGCACGACGAUCCCCGCAAACUAAUCGGCGGCCAAAUUCGCGACUCAAAUCGCCCCUCUCUUCUCUCCUGCCUAACAUCCUGGGGCUUUGAAACCGUCGACCUAGGCAUCGCCCGCGACACACCCUCGAGCGAGUUAGAACAAGCCCUUCGCGACUCUCUCCGCGGCGUAGGCCGCGCCUCAUCAAGCGUCGACGUAAUCAUCACCACAGGCGGCGUCUCAAUGGGCGAGCUGGAUCUCCUCAAACCAACUAUUGAACGUACUCUAGGCGGCACAAUCCAUUUCGGUCGUGUUUCCAUGAAACCCGGUAAACCUACUACCUUCGCUACAGUACCUUUCAAAGAAUCCAUCCCCGAUACCCCAUCCGCACAACAGGAACGCAAAUCAAAACUCAUCUUCUCUCUGCCCGGUAACCCGGCUUCAGCCUUGGUUACACUUAACCUCUUCGUCUUGCCUUCUCUGCACAAGCUCUCCGGUCUCGGCGAGAGUUCCCAAGGAAUCGCUGCUAAGCCCUGGAUGGCACCGCAGCUUGGUCUGCCCCGCGUGGCUGUUGUGUUGACACAUCACUUCCCGCUUGAUCCUAAGCGUACUGAGUACCAUCGUGCUGUUGUUACGGGCUCGCGCUCUGAUGGCCGCUUGUAUGCUACUAGCACGGGUGCUGAGGGCGUUGGACAGCGUAGUUCCCGAGUGGGAAGCAUUGCGCGUGCGAAUGCACUGGUUGUUCUGCGUCCUGGACGUGGAGUCGGUAUUAAGGGUGAGAUUGUGGAGGCGUUGAUGAUGGGUCCGGUCUAUGGAUCUGAUACCCGACUCAUCUGCUAA